AUGACUACCAAUUCACUUGAUAAUGACAAAGAAGAAAUUUCAGAAAUUACAUGUUUUAUAUCACGAUUUCAUAUAAAAACAAUAAUUCAUUCGAACGUACCUGUGGAAUAUCCUUCUACAUCACCAGAGGAGAUACAAUACUCUAUGGGUGGUAGUGGUAUUCAUUUAAUAAAAAAAUCACUAUACUUUGGCAAUUCACAAGUAUAUAAAGAAAAGCGUUACUGUAUGGGAAUUAAAACUUGUUGUUUUACUGAUCUUUCACUUAUAAAUGUUGAAUAUAAUGAAGUUGAUGUUGAAUCUUCCUUAUGGAAAAGAAUUACUGAAAGUCAAAAUACUGAAAUUAUUAAAUCAAAUACUUAUAUAAAAUAUUUGGCAGUUAAAGAUAAUCUUUGCAAAUUUAAAGAUAAUAAUGGAACUAUGUGUCUUAGAAAUCCAAUUCUAUACAAGUCACUUAUAACUAAAGAUAUUUAUCAAUGGUUUAUUGGUUGUUCAAUAUUUAUACCACAAGAUCUUACUACAUGUCCUUUUAUUGCACUAGUAUGUGUUGGAACUCAUAACCAUCCACCUCUACCUCCAGAAAAAAUUCCAGUAGAUAUUAAAACAAAUCUUCAAGUUUUAAUUAAUCAAGCUGUUAAUAAAAAUAAUAUUAUUACUCCUAGACAAAUUCAAUCAAGCAAUUUAAUUAAAGCUUAUUUUAAUUUGAAUAAUCUUUCAGAAAUUCAUCAGUCACUAAAUAGUAUUGAUAAAUUGCGAAUUAUGGUAGCUAAAGCUUAUAAAAAUUUAUAUCCAUAUGGACAAGAUAUAUUAGGAGUUUUUCAUGCAGUAAAAAUUAAUAAUCCAGAAACUAAGAAUUAUAUUCAUCGAAUUGAAUGGAUUAAUUUGGGUCUUAUUUUAAUUAUUUGUAUAUUGAAAGAACAAGCUGAAUUAUUAUUAAAUUUGAAAUGCUUUCAAAUUAAUUUGUCAUUUAAGCGAAUAAAAGGAGAUUUGAAUGAAUUUGAAAUUAACACAUACAAUAAUGAAAAUAAAUUAAUUUUAAGCUAUUGUCGUAUUUAUACUAAUGUUUCUUCAGCUACUGAUUAUAAAAAACUAUUUAGUAUUUUAUUUGAAGUAAUUGAAGAGCUUACAAAUAAUUCUAUAAACAUAUAUCAUAUUUAUAAUAAAGGUUGGGAAUGUAUAUUAGGAGAUUUAGAUGCUGCGCAAGCUAAAGGAUUAGUGAAGUCAAUUAUUAAUGCUCUCUCUCAAGAAUCAGUAGAUUUAGUUUUAAAAGAAAUUGAAUUUUCCGAUGAACCAAAUGCUAAAGCCUCAAGACUUAAAACAAGUAAAAGAAAAGCACCAAUCAUUAACAAUAAAAGAAAAAAAUCACAUCAAGAAACUAAUUCUCAAAUGGAAUAUGAAGUAAUGGCUGAAUUAGAAACUAUUGUGAAUGUAAUAAAUUCAGAUAAUGAAAUUGGUGAAGAAAAUAAAAUUAUACCUCAAACUACUGGUAAUAAAGAAAAUGAUCCUUUGUUAAGUAUUGAACUUGAAGAAAGAAAAAUAGCUUUGCUAGAAUGUCAAGUAAAAGCAAGAAAAGAAGCAGCCGAAGCUGAAGCAAUUGAAUUGCAGAAUCGACAAUUAAGAAUAAGCUUGGGAUUAGAUAUAUAA
Messenger RNA from Scutellospora calospora, 1641 nucleotides. The record is from the annotation of a GenBank genome assembly. NCBI's taxonomy places the organism in Eukaryota, Fungi, Glomeromycota, Glomeromycetes, Diversisporales, Gigasporaceae.